Vigna umbellata (rice bean) is the source of this 2404-nucleotide messenger RNA. The record is from RefSeq and is a predicted model, not a curated record. NCBI's taxonomy places the organism in Eukaryota, Viridiplantae, Streptophyta, Magnoliopsida, Fabales, Fabaceae.
UUGAUUUUGAUAUUUUGUCUAGUUACCCUAAGACUAGAAGGUUGUAUUCCUUAAUGUACCCUAAAUUCGUGAAGAACUUGGAACUUUAGAUAAAUAAGAAAGUAUAAAACUCUUUACAUUUUUAACAGGUUGGAGACAAAUUGCAAAGUUCUUCACUUAGUUUCAGACAUUUCAACAAAAUCCUAAUUCUGGUAUCACAGUGGCGGUGGGUGUAAGAAUGGGGAACAGACGCUUCACUCAGGUAGCAACCAGCGACGAGGAGGACGAAACGCCUCCGCCGAAGCAGCAAUCCACCGACAGUGCCUCCGAGAACCGGUUGAAGCAGCAGCGCAAGAGGAAGAGGAUGAAGCUCCAGGAAGAAGAGGAGGAAGAUGAUGAAGUGGAGAAGGAGAGCGAAAAGGAGGAAGAUAAGAACAAGAAGAGAAAGAUCAGAGACAAGCAGGACGGAAGAUCUAACGAAGAAGAGGAACCGCCGCAGGAAGACGCUAAACCCAUCGGUGAACCAAUUAGGGUUUCUGGAAAGGGGAGAGGCCGGAAAAAACAUUUUGAUUCUUUUGAGUACGACGGAAACCAAUACACGCUGGAAGAUCCUAUACUUCUCACACCUGAAGACAAAGACCAAAAGCCUUAUGUGGCAAUUAUUAAGGACAUUACGCAAUCCAUAAAUGGCAGCAUGAUGGUCACAGGCCAGUGGUUCUAUCGACCUGAGGAAGCUGAAAGGAAAGGUGGUGGCAGCUGGCAAUCACGUGAUACAAGGGAGCUGUUUUAUAGUUUCCACCGUGAUGAUGUACCUGCAGAAUCUGUUAUGCAUAAGUGUGUGGUGCAUUUUGUUCCCAUACACAAACAGCUUCCAAUUCGUAAGCUGCAUCCUGGGUUUAUUGUGCAAAAGGUGUAUGACACAGUAGAAAGGAAACUCUGGAAGCUAACUGAUAAGGACUAUGAGGACAAUAAACAGCAAGAAAUUGAUGAACUUGUUCAGAAAACUCUUCAACGUUUGGGUGAACUGCAUGAUAUCGAGCCUGAAGAACCUGUUGCUGAACAGGAAGAUCUGAUGAAAAAUAAAAGAAUCUCGAGGAAAAAGAGCAUUUCACCUCUCGAUGUUUCAAAAGAGGAGGAAACAUCUCGUAAGAGUGACCAAUCUCUGAAACCUGAAACACCGGGGAGUUGUGCAAAUAAUGCUUCAGAACAUUAUCGUAUACUAGUGGAUUUUAAUGCUCUAACUGGAGAUACUCAUCGUGACAAAUGUUUGGAGAAGUUGCUUCAAAGUGUUCAAUUCAUAUUUAACUCCGAUGACAGCGCAAAGAAGGAAGACAAAGUAAAUGACAAUUCUGAUGCAGUCAACAACGGGAACAAUGACAAAAGUUCAGAAGUAGCAAAUGAAUGUAAAGACAAGGCUCAACAGAGUUCCAAGUCUUUUAUCUGGCCAGAUGUUGCUGUUCCAGCUGUAGUUGCUCUAGAAAAAGCAUCGCAUGAUACCUUUUCAUCAGAUUAUCAGAAAUAUAAUCAAAAGCUACGGCAAUUAGUAUUUAAUCUCAAGGUUAGAAGCUUCUCUUCUGAUAUGGAUUUGCCAUUUUUUCAUGUAGAAAUUAGUGAUGUUCAUUACCCGUUGUUUUGUAUAAAUAUGGGAAGGGGUUACUGGUUGAGUGUGUAUGGAUUGGCAUGUGCUCAGCUGGGAGUUCUGUUCAUUGUGGAGUCUGUGAAUCAGUUUGAAAGUGGAUUUGGGAUCAUGGGGAGUAACCAGAGCAGCCAGAUUGAGAGGAAGUACAUGGAGGGUUUGACUGCUGAGGAAACAAACAAGAAAGAGCCUGAUGAGUCACAACAAAUGCAGAUGACGGGUGCUCGAUGCCGUAGAUGCAGUGAGUGUAAGGUGGGCUUGAGGGAUAUAAUCCACGCAGGCCAUGGUGAUCGAUAUCAGCUGGAAUGUAUUGCCUGUGGUCAUUCCUGGUUUGCCUCCCGUGAUGAAGUGUCUGACCUGACUUUAGAUGCAUCAGAUUCAAAAAGAAGUGUAGGUACAGCGCCAUGGGCCACUGCAAAAUUUGAAGAUGUUGAGAAGAAGCUGGUUAGUCCCCGUGAAUCUGAAAAGAAUGACAUAUUUAAGAAAACAAGUGAAGCAUAUAUGCCAGUUUUGGAUUCCCAGAAAUCGUUUGGCAAGUCUAGGAAAGAUGAAAACGUCCAAGCUUCAAAACAGGUUGACUAGUGACUAGGAAUGGUUAUUCUAUGCUAUAGCUAGUUUUAGUAUUUUUAUGGUACUGAUGGUAGCAAAAGAUUGUAUAUACUUCGCCUUAAAUAGAGCCAUUGGUUAUCUAAUAAAUAGAGCCAUUGUUUAUCUGUACAGCUUAAGUACAUGUAAAUGCUUAUGUAGAGUGCUACUAUAGCCAUUUAUCAUAGUUAUUGUCCUCGAACA